Eimeria necatrix is the source of this 1125-nucleotide messenger RNA. RefSeq lists its product as hypothetical. The record is from RefSeq and is a predicted model, not a curated record. NCBI's taxonomy places the organism in Eukaryota, Apicomplexa, Conoidasida, Eucoccidiorida, Eimeriidae.
AUGAAGGGAAAAGUUGCGCCGUUUUUUUCCUCACCGGCUCCAGGUGUACGUACAGCUCGUGGCCCUCCCCGCGUCUUCUCUUUUGCUUCUUUUCUUUCAUUUCUUUUUUUAUUUCUUUUUCUUUUUCCCGCUGCUGCUGCAGCUCGCUGCUGCCCCAAACACUCUUCGCUGGGGCCCCCCCUUGCAUGCAUUUCAAACCCCCUGGCUUCCCUAAGGGACUUCUGGCGGGGCUUUAGGAGUCGGCCAGCAGCAGCAGCAGCAGCAGCAGCUGCUGCUGCUGCUGCCAAUGAGACAGCGACGCCCAAGCCAGAUGUAGCAGCAGCAGCAGCAGCAGCAGCAGCAGCAGCAGCAGCAGCAGCAAACGAAGCAGCAGCAACGCCCCCUGUACUCAAAUGGGGCGACGCUGCAGCAUUUGAAGCUCUCAGCAGCGAGCAGCGCAGCGCAGCAGCAGCAGCAGCAGCAGAAGGUGGAGCUGCUGCUGCUGCGGCUGCAGCGUCGAAUGCAGCAGCAAUACUCCCCGCAAGCCGGGAAGCUAAGCCAGCAGCAGCAGCAGAGAGUGCAGCAUCAAGUACAGAUUCAGCAGAGGAGAGCUCAGCAGCAGAAGUGCGGGAAGCUGCACUGUGGUUUGAGGCGCAGCGGGACUUGUGGAAGCAAAAAGCUGCAGCAAAAAUUAAGGGGCUGCUGCUGCUGCUGCUGCUGCUGCUGCUGCUGCUGCUGCUGCUGCUGUGGUCGAGCGUGCAUGCGACUUGCGGUGGCAGCAGCUUGAGAUGCACUGUAGCUGCAGUGAGUGCACAUAGCUGCCUUGAGCAGGGCCGCAGCAGCAGCUACUGCUGUUGCUGCUGCUGCAGCUGCUGCUGCAGCUGCUGCUGCUGCUGCUGCUGCUGCAGCUGCUGCUGCGUCGUUUGCUGCGCUUGGUUUUGGCUGCAGCGUGCUGCUGCUGCGCGCGCUGCUGGACCACAAGCGGGCGCUGCCGCAGCAGCAGCAGCAGCAGGAGCAGCAACUGCUGCCUGCAGAAGACACUUGGAGGAACUUGAGGCCAAUCUCCUCGAGGCUUCCAUUCCCGAAAAUGUGCACUUCGAAGAGCCGGGCGGGGAGCCCGCAGUAGAGCCCGCAGUGGCUAGCUAG